This is a messenger RNA of Rhododendron vialii, 933 nucleotides long. Its product is annotated as UPF0496 protein 4-like. The record is from RefSeq and is a predicted model, not a curated record. The coding region runs from base 1 to 933 and encodes 310 amino acids. The transcript has a single exon. Lineage: Eukaryota; Viridiplantae; Streptophyta; Magnoliopsida; Ericales; Ericaceae.
AUGGUUCUCUUAGUAGAAAAGCUUUCCCAUUCUCUCAAACCCUCCUCCAAGCUGGAAAACCACCACCACUGCUGCCACGACCACGGCCGGUCCAAAGACUUUUCGGCCUCUUUACAAGCCUUUCAGUCCCAUGUAUCUAGCUGCAUGAACAAACUAAGCUUGGAUUCGAUACCCGGCUCGGAAUUCAUUUCCUUGUCAUGGAUUCACCAAUGUUUGGAGCUGUUGUCCAAUCUGAACAGGGCUUUUGCAAAGCUAGUGAUGGAGAUUGACUAUCCCAUGAGCAAAUGGGACAUCACUUCCGCUGAAGAGUAUCUCAAUUACAGCUUGAAGUUGUUAGACUUCCUCAACGUGAUUGCCUCAUCGCUAUCUGAUCUUGGUCGAGCUCGGAUGUCGAUUUCUCAUGCCUUAAGCCUUAUCGAUGGCUCGCCUGAAUCGGCGAUGGAGAGGUUAAAAGCAGUUCGGUUGAUCAAGAAUCUAAACAAGGAGAUAAAAGUGGAAGAAAAGGAAGGGGGAGAAGAGAAGAGGCUCUGCUGUGGGGAUAAGAAAUGGCUUUUCGGUGAAGCCUUGAUGGUCAUGAAGAGAAAUGGGUAUUGGGUGUGCGGAAUUGUGUUGCUAGGAUUAUCUGGUGAUACAAGACCGUGCUUGGAGAUGGAAAAACUGUGCAGAGGGUUCCUUAGCCCUUCAGCAAUGGCGGCGAUGGAGAAGAAUGGGGCAGCAAAGGAGGUGAGAGAAGUGAAUGAUUGUGUGGUUUAUCUUGUUGCAGCGGUAGCCGUGGGAGAAAAUUACGGCGAAGCAGGAAAAAAUUUGGAAGGGAAAUUGGAGGCAAUGGAGAAGCUGCUGGAUGGUAUAGGGACGAGAGCGGAUGGUUUGUUUUCGGAGAUUAUGGCCGGGAGAAUUGAGUUGCUUGACGGUCUCCGACAGAUGAAGCCAUAG